CUUAGUUGCAUAACGUCUUGAAAAUGACGAGCUACAUCACGACGACGACUCGAAGUCUCCCGCGGGCUUUGCACGUGCCACUUGUCCUGUUGCUCCUGGUGCCGCACGCUAGUUCUUUCAGCAUUUCAUGGUAAGUAAGUACCUAUACUUCGUACUGUAUUGUAUCCUCGUUUAUAUUUUUUAAAGAAAAAAUAAAAAAUCAGCUAGAAUAACUCACCAAAAACCUGUAUGAAUACCUGUGCUUAUACCUAUAUGAAAAAAGUGACUCCGUUCGCGGAAAUCACUUCAAAUACAAAAGAGGAUUGGUUUUGAUAUAAAAAAAAAAAAUUAUUUUUAUUGAAUACAUAGAUACAAUAUGCAAUAAAAUUCCAAAACAUUUUAUUUUCACUGUACAAAAUGUGUUAUAAUUAUUUAUUGUAAAUUAUUAUGUAGAUUUGCUAUGUUUUUUUUUACUAUAAAAAUCAAUCUCUCAUAGUAAAAGACAGACAGACUUACUAUAUAGUACCUACCUAAUACCAUAAUAGAUAUGCGCAUAAUUUUUUGAAUAUUUUAUAAUAUUUUUUGAAUCUAAAUUAUUUCUGAGAUUAGGUAUCGAUUGUUUUUAUGUUUUAUUUAGAUGAAAAUAGUGGCUAUUUUUCCCAAAACUUGCCCAAGUAUUACGAACUCGUUUUUGAGUAUUUUUCUGACACGAACGGUAAAACGGGCUUUUUGUUCGAAGCGUUUAAAUUCUUUCGACAUAAUCGUUCUAAAAUAUAAUUAUUUUUGUUUAAAAAAAUAGCUCAAAAGUAAAGGCUUUGCUGUAAAUUGAAAUAAUAUUAACGAGUAACUACCGACACCGGAACGCAAAAUUAUUUUAUAUCACGCACGUGCCACCCAAAUGAUACUAUUGACAACAAAUUAUAUUAUUACAAUAAUAUGCAACUCUGGUAAUUCUGGCACUUUUGAAAAAUGGAAAUAUGUACAUGCUAGAGUCGUUUCUAAGACAAUGUAAUACAAACGAAUUGAUUAUAGUGCUAAAACCUUAACGAAAAUUGUUUUGAUUUUGAUAAUUCUAUCAAACCAUCCGUACUUGAAUAGUUAAAUGGUAUAAUUUAAUGACAAAUAGGGAUUUUAAAACCGGAUGCAAAUAAAAGCAAGUAGCUGAAAUAAAACCAAAUAAAACUUUUCUCGUAAUUUUAUUUUCGAUAUAAGCAGAACAGCUAUUGUGGUAAGACGAUAUUUUUUCAAACGUCAUAGCAGCAUAUUUUGCUCUCGUUUUUUUCAAUGUUCAAAUAACUCUGAUCAUCUUAGAGGUCCGUUCAUGGAAGUGAAAAUAUUUAAGUAAUGUUCAACAACAAAAUAAACGCAGUUAUUAUUAUCAUUUUUUAAUACAACGGAGCAACAUAAUUUUUUGAGGUGGUACCUAUACUUACACAGUCCGUGUCGAGUGCUCUUUGUUUCGGUUAUCCACGCAAACCUAUAAGACGUUAUACGAUUAGAGUAAAACAAUAGUGUUGUUGUAUACUUACAUGUCAGAGACAAAAUUAAUAAAAUGUCAGUCAUCGAAAACAUAAACGGUUUACAUUAAAAAAUUGUGUUUUAUAAACAAUAAAAUAUCUAAAUUUAAUUUUUAAUUUUUUUUUUUUUUAAUAACAAAUUCGCAAACUACAUAGACGACUACACGAUCGCUAUAGCUACUUGUCAAGCCCAUUGGAUAUUCUCCAAAACUCGUUUAUUAUAUACACUAUAAUUAAUAAAAAAAAAAAAUUAAUUAAUAAAAACAUGUCGAUUUGGCUCAAUUCGUAAAAUAAUAACGCGCUUAAUACGAUGGUAUACGAUUUAAUAUGCAGACAAGUGACGCAGUGAUCAUUUGAUUCUACGCGCAACGACACCUGCAGUUUUUUAGUGGCGUAACCGGUAAAUCAAUUUCGUUCGAAUUAACAAAAAUACAAUUUACCAUAAAAAUUGUAAUAUACCAUUUAAAAAUUGCAUACCUGCCUUAUUAUUAUGUAUCAAUCAUACAAUAAACUCUGCAUUUAAUUAAUCGAUUUGAUCCCACUAUAAUAUCAAUAUAAUAUAUAGUUUUCAAAAAAAAAAUUUUUUUAACGGGGAGGGUUUGUACCCUCUACGACCACCAUUCCCCCUCAUUUGGCUGCACCGCCGUCAGAUUUAUAAGUCGUUGACAAAAACAGAUUGUGUUUAAAUGUAUAUAUUAUUUAAACGUUAUUUUAUCGUUGUGGAAUUAGGUCAUUUUAGCGCAGGGUUUACGAACUUUUGAAUAAUAUUAAACCGUCACGACAAUAUCACAACAAUAUUUGUGAACUAUGCUAAUACACGCGCUUAUUAUAUACAAAGGAAGGCAAAUAACAUAUUAGGAUGUGUACAUAUAAAUAUUAUAUAUUAUACCGAUGAACUAAAUACAUUAUUGAGCAAAAGCCGACAUUUUUAUUUUUUUCGAAUCGCUGAUGUAAACAAGUGUUAUGUUUGCGACCGCGUAAAUAAAAUAAUUUUGGUUUUUUUCACAUAGGUAUACAGUUCACUUUUACCCGUUAAUUCUUAACAGCCGUACGAUUCAUUUAUUGCAUACCUAUUAUUAUAAUUCUCUAUACUCACACAUAUUGUAUGUAACACAUUUAAGUACAAUGGAAAAAUAAAAAUCGAGGAUCAACUUAUGCCUAUACCUAUAUAUAUAUAAUAUAACAUAAUAUGUAUGUAUAAAUAUAUAUAUAUAUAUAUUUAUGUCGCAUCCACACAGUGUAAACGUACAUUCGCAUUUGCAACGUACUUCGAUCCUUAACGUGUAUGAUGUUUUUAAGUUCAUGAAAUGGACACAAAUAGUAUCCAUUUCGAUACAUAGAAAAUCUUUAUUUUACACUUCGUGUAAUUUUUUUAUUAAAUUUACACGAUGUGGAUACAAUUAAAUGUAACAUGUUAUAAAUACAAUUGAUAUAUGAGUAUUAUACUAAAAUAGGUAGUUAUUAUUAUUUAUAAAUUAAUGCAAUUCAAAACUGCAUAUACAUAUGAUUAAUUAUUAUUAAUUAUUACAAUUUAACGAAUUAUGACAGCAGCUGUUACAUUUGUCCAAGGUUUUGUAACAAAGCAAUAUCUACUUUGGUAUUAAUAUUUACUAGUACCUACAACUUACAUAAAUUUGAAAUAUUAGAGACAGUUCACGCAAAGUUAAUUGUUUAUCAUUAUAUGCCUUUAAUCAUUUUAUUUUAAAAAAAAAAAGUAAAUGUUAUAGUUUUCAUAUUUGAUGAACUGUAACAUCCUCUUAUUAUUUCAUGUUUAUUUCUAUGUUAGGUAACCCAUGCUAAUAUUAAUUCAUUAUAAUUUGGCAGGAUCUGAUGUUCUACGAUUUACUAUGACAUACAAACGAUACUAAAAAAAAAGAGCUAAUAAUGAGGACGGGUGUAUCAUUGUUGUGAGUGGGAAGUUUGGAAUAACAUUAACUUUACAUUAGCACCACCACCACUGUAAACAUUGAUUUACACAGGUGGUUAGUUUAGGUUUCAUAGGUGAUUUUUGAGUGGUGUACAAAUUCAAAAUUUGCGAUUACAAAUGUGUAAAAAUAGAAUAACAAUUGUUGGUGAAGGUUUUGAGUCGAUAGGUAUACUGUACAAAAGGUAGGGUGCUGGUGUAACGUUACAUAAUAGUGUAAAUUUGCUAACGAAAUUCCAAGUUGGAGGUGUUGAUGUAACUGACUUCAUAUGUAGGUAUUAAGUCACAAUCAUCAAUUAUUUCAAAAUCAGAAAUUUUCAAUUUACUGAUCUGAAAAAUAAAAAGUAGAAAAAAUGUUUUAAAUAAAUAUACGAGUAUAAUUUAAAAAAAUUAUAACAGGCAUUCAACAUUUUUCAGUAAUUUUUUAUUGUCAUGUUUGUUGUAAGGUAACGUUAUUUGUUAAUUUUUAUUUUUUUCAUUAGAUUCACAUUAGUAGGUAAUUUGCGAUUUACCUAAUGAUACCGGAAAAAUCGAAAACUUAAGUUGUUAUUUUUAAAUUACAAAUGCUACAGUAUUAAGUGAUUUAUUUAUAUUAUCAGGUUCAUGUGUAAUAUUGUUUAAAAUAUCUUUAAGUUUUCUUCAGUAGACAGAGUUUUUAUUAUUUUCGUUGGAAUACUUGAUGAAGACGAUCCAAGUCUUUUAUCCCUAAAGUCAAGGAAGCAUUGAGAGGAGUAUUCAAGGCAUUGGAAAUAUGACUUAUAUGCUCAUAUGAAAAAAAAACAAAUCUCAAAAAUAGUCAUUUGGUUUACAAUUUAUACAAUUUCAAAAAAAUUCCUCUUUCCACCGAAUAAUUAGAUAAUCACCAUAUCAAUCGCCUCUAUUUGCAGAAGUGAUCCAAAAAUUGGUUAACUCGAGUCAAUUAUGCCGGGGCACCAACAUGUAAAUGAUCGUGAUUUAACACCCAAAACACAUCACCGUCGUCAAGUUCACGAACACUGCUAUGAGUCUACAUAAUAGACGUGCGUGAGAAUCCGAACUCAAUGCGAAUGAUGUGAUAAAAAAUAUUCGACUACGUUACUACUAUUUACCGACAUUGAAUCACGAUUAACUUUCACUCGUGUAAAAUUUGGAUAUUAUUCUGCAUAUUGUAUACUAUUAUACGUUUUAUCUCUGAUACGAUUACAUUUCUAUCCGUUGUUCCGAAUUCGACAAACACGACUAGUUUUGAACAAUACAUACAAGAUAAACGCGUUAUUUCUAUUUGCAAACACUGUAAUUUAUCGUAUACAAAUCUAUGCAACAUAGAUAAUAAUAUAAUGUGUAUGGUACACGUUACAAAGCGAAAAUUGAAAUAAUAUAUUAAAUUAUAAUUAACGUGCUGUCAAAUAGUACGAAUUUAAUUUUUUUACUUUUCACAUUAACAAAUACUAUACGUUUCGUGAUUAAAUACUAUUUUUUUUUUUUCAUUUCUUAAUAUAUUAUUCCUGAACAACAAAUAUGUUUACCAAAUAUUGGUAAAAAAAAAAAAUAAAUCAAUAUUGCAGUUCAAUGGUAGACCGUUGAUGUAAGUGACCAAGUUUAUUAUAAUAUUCUAUAUGAAAACGAAAAAAGAUUUUGAGUUGAGUAGUAUUUUACAAACGUGAUAUUACGCUUGAUGCCUAAGUAACCUGGGAAUCAACAAAAACCAAAAAUUGGAAUUUUUGUCUGACUAAAAAAUUGUUUUUAAAAAAAAUAUCAGUAAUUGAAAACAAUUUUUCAAAAAGAAUAUCAUCAGUCAGAAAAUCCAACACUUGUAAAAUAUACGGCAUAGACAAAUUUGAAAUCACAGCAUUUUUACUAACCGUAAUAGUAUUUUCCGAAAAAAAAAACACAUAUUUGCAAUACUAUAUAAUAGCUUCUAUUCGCGUUUUACUCAAAAUGUAUAUAAAAAAAAUAAUAAUAAUAACAAAUCUUAGGUAAUUUACGUACGUAGUAUACAUAUAUUCCGAGUACGCAAGAAUAAUAUUAUUGUAUUGUUUGAAAAACGAAAUUUAAAGAAACACUUAGAAAACUAAUUAAAUAUGACAAUAAUUAAUAGACGGCUAGGUUGAGAGCCAGAACUCGCGGUUUUUAAUAUAAGAUUUUCGAUUUCUUUCGGUAGGUCGGUAAUUAUUUUGUAAACAUCAAGCGGAACGAUAAUUAAGCGCAUGCGAGAUUACGAUUUACGAUUAAAUUAAAAUAUUUAAAUAUACUUGCUUUGAUCUACAUUUUACGUCGUUUUAACUAUAGAAUUAUAUUACCUACCUUGCAUAAUAAUAAUAAUACAUUUUUAUUUUACCCUUCCGAUAAAUUCAUAGUGUUUCCAAGGUAUACGAAAUUGGAAAUACGAAUAACUCAGUUAUUUUUAAUUAUUAUUAUUAUUUUUUUUUAUUUUUUUCAUUAGACAACCACAAUAUACUUACUACUCGUUUCCUACGUGAUAAUUAAUCGGAAAAACGUAUGAAAAUAUUAUAAUAACAAAAGUACGUGGCGAAUAUUAUUAUCAACUUGGAAUACAUUUUUGUCCACAGACGAGAUUAAAGAAAAUUGUAAAUAAUAAUAUAAAUUGAAAAAUGUUUUUUUACGAACAUUAUUACCUACCUAUUAUAAUAUUUUAUUUGAUAAUAUUUAAUCGUUUAUUCUCAGUUUUUGGAAUGGAAACCGUUUGACCGGUCUCAAAAGAUUUAUCACGUCAUAUGUUUUCAAAUAAUCAAUUAAUACUAACGUUUACAGAUUUCGUACACAUAUAGCCGGCGGACCAAUAAACUUCCGAUAAUAUCGCCAGACCUGCGAGUGUAGUAUUAUAAGCGACUGUGAAUUAUUUAUCUUAUAUCAUAAAUGCAUAUUAAUAAUAAUAUGUAUUUAUUAUGCAUUCUAAAGAAACGGACGAAAAUCAACUACUUUGAAGGUUCUUCACCACUCAGUCCUAUAUUAUUAUUAAUAUAUUAUUGUAUUCAGUGUCGUAUUCACGACUUUUUUUUAGUAGAAGCGUGGUGGUUACACUAAUACUAUUUAGAUGGCUGAGUCUAUCUAAAUAAUUCAAUGCCCACUUAUAUUAGAGAAGUGAUAUGUUUUUAAAAAACUGGUAAACAAAUGAAAAUUUUUACUGCUGAAACGAUAAUUUAUAUUUUCACCAAAAAACCAAAAAUAUAAUAAAUGUAAACUUUUGCAAUAAAGAAAAAAUAUCAUUUGGUACGUAUUUUUUUAAUAAGUACUAUGAAAUCCCAUGACAGUAAAUUAACAAACCGUUAAAUCGAUUUUUUUUUUUUACCAGGCGAGUUCAUAAAGCAAUUUUACUGCCCGUCAAAGAUAAUAAUAAUAUUAACAUUUUAAUACGCAUAUACUAAAAUAUUAUCUAUAAAACUUACAAAAAAAAAAACCACGAUGUCUUUUAAUUAAAAUCCCACAACAAUAAACAAACCGAUAAAUCUUUUUUUCUUAUUUGAGAAUUUAAUGAGAGUUCUCAUAACAUUAAUAUUAUAAUAAUUUAAGAUUAAAAUAAAAAAUUUCCGGAAGAAGUAAAACACCUUUGUACAAUACUAAGUACCUAAUUUAAAAAAAUAUUAUCCGUCUACCUACGUAAAUACGAAUUAUAAAUAAAACAAAUAUUUCGAUUGGGCUAGCAAAUUUUUUUUUUUCGUUCACAAUUUCGAGACAAAUACUAGAUACUGUCAUUGUGCAAACACAAUGUGUUCUUUAUACUUUAAGUAAUACUACAUUACCUUGACCACUUACUGAAACAACACGUGCGGAAAAAUGACAAUAUUAUUGCAUUUAGGUAUUUUUAUGCACGCAAUAUAAUAUAACAUAUUGUUUUAUAUAUUCCAUUCUUAAAGAUAAUCAUAUUAUAUUUCAAUAUUACAAAUACAAACAUGCGGUCUUCUUACAUUAACGCAAGUGGGUAUAUUUUAGUAGUAACUAUGUAAGACACAUCAAUAAUAAACCUACAUUUUUAUUCACUUCAUUUUUGUUAGGUGUGAAUUUGCAAACAUGUAUUACGAAUGCAUAUAAAGAAUCUAUACAGUAAACGCCUAACAGUAAGUGGUCAGAUGUUUUAGAGGAUAACGGAUAUCGAGGGAAGAUAGGUGAUAAAGCAAGUGUAUACCGUGACACAUAGAGGAAUAAAUAGUUGGACAUCGCGUUAAUAAGAACGUGAGGAAGGUCAUAUAAGAGGAAUAAGGCACAGAUAAUAUAUUAUCAUAGGAGUGACAAUCUUCAUUUAAGUAGACGGUUAAAAUGUUCUUUGGGUCAACCAUCAGAGUUUAAAUAAUUAAAUUAAUCGUAAAUAAUACUGAUUUCAUGAUUACCUGAAUUCAAAAUAUUUGCGUCCAUUAUAGGUACUAAUAAUAAAAUUGUUAUCAUAAUAUUAUUUUACUGAGUUAACUUAAAAUAUAAAAAUAUUCCAUGAGAGGUUUUACUUAUUAAAAAAAAUUAUGCAACGAAUGACAUUUAUUCUUUGUUAUAAAGUUUAACCCUUUCUAUAUUUGUAGUGUAAAAUGAGAUUAUUCCAAUUAUCGUUUUCAAUCCAUAAACAAAAGUUCAUUAAAAUAUAUUUGGAACCUGCAUAGAUAGUUGUCAACUGAAGAACUUAAUACAAAUGCAAUUUUAAAUUCUCUAUACUUGCUGGCUACUAUUACUAAAGUCCAAAUGUCGUUAAAGUGUUCAAAGACAAAAAUAAAAUGAAACACAAAAUAAGUACUUACUCGAACCGCGCUUGUGUGCAAAAGAAAGACUAACCGCUAGGCAUUUGCAACUUACGAAUCAAACGAUAAGGCCUCCGACAGUUUACCAAAUUAUUAAAAUUAAGCUUGAGUUUAAAUUUAUCCUAACCUUACUAACUACAAACGACUUUUGCUAUAAUGACUAGUACCUAAGGUUCAUUCAAAAAAUAUUAUGAUUAGUCUUUCUUUUGUUUUUAAGCGCCGUUCGGGUAGGUAUUUUCUUGUUUCUUUCGUUUUAGAUUACACUUAUACGCUUGUAGAAUCGAUAUUUUAAUUCGAAAUGAUAUUCUAAAAGGAAAUUGUUCACGGAACCCAUAAAUAAUUCACAUGGAAUCCCAGGGUUCCGCAGAACACAGUUUAAGAAACACUGAUAUAACCGCUGUUUGACUUAGUUUUCCCAAAAACAGCAGAGCCUACGAUUGUUUUAUAAGAAAAAAGUACAAGCAGUUUUUGUAUGUAUUUGAUUUAAGUUUAAUUAGUAAUUGAUUAUAUUAUGGAAUUAUAAUAGUUAUAGUAAAUAAAUAUAUAAAUAAAAAAUAAAAAAUGAAUAAAUGAAUUAAUACGUUGCCUGGUAACGAUAAUUGUAAUAUAGGUACGACUGGUUUUAAAUUAAAUUGUUUUAUCAUCAUCAGGUAUAUCACAGUCAAAAUGUAAAACGCGAAUGAAUAUAAAAAAUUAAAUUAAGGAAUACUUAGAAGAAAAAAAAUUAUACAAAUUGGUCAUUUUACAUAGAAUAUAGAAUUUAUUUUAAUAAGAGAGAUUAAUUAUAAUGGGUCAUUAUUAAAUAUAGAUAAAAUUAUGUUAAGAAAUAUAAAUUAUUUGGUUAUUAUAUAUUAUCUAAAAUAUAUUAACAUAAGAUAUUUUUUAAAAUCGGUUUGAACAUUUAAAAAAUUAUUAAAAUUAUUUCUCUUUAUUUCAUUGUGUACGUGUAAUUCUUCUAAAACUAAAUUAAUGUAAAUGUUAUUUAGGGUAUUUAAUAUUUCUAAGUCUAUAUUGAUAUCAAAACCUAUAUUAUGACUAUUUUCUAAAACAUGUUCAGCGAAAUUUGAAUUAGGGGCAAUGUUUUUUAAUUUUAUUUCAGACAUGUGUUCUUUAUAUCUUAUUUUAAAAUUUGUACUUGCCUUACCUAUACAUUGCCUUAACUAACAUUUAAAUUUAUACAUUACAGCAUUUUCAAAAGAAUGGGGAUUUUUGUGAAGUUUUUAGUUCUAUUAUUUAUAUGUUUGAUUAAAUUAUUAUUAGUCUUAAAAGUGAUUUUUACAUUAUUUGUAUUAUUGUUCAAAAUUUUAGCGAAUUCAUUAUAUUAUUUUAUUAUUUCGAUAUUUCAUACACAAUAGUUAAUAACAUUAUUUGGUGAGUUGUGUAUUAUUUUUUUCUUUAAUACGUUUAUAAUUUUUUUUAAUAGUAUUUAAUUUGAAAUUAUUUCUAUGGGCUAUAUUAUAGAUAAUAUUGAGCUAGUGUUGAUAAUUAUGUUUAUUUAAUGGAAUACGUUUAAGCCUAUAGAAUAUUGAAUUAAAAAAUGAUAUUUAUUGAGAAUAAGGGUGAUUAGAAUCUUGUAGUAUUAUAGCAUCAAUUUGUGUAGGUUUUCUGUAAAUACUAAAAUCAAAUUAGUAAACAUAUUAAUAUAAUCGUAUAAUCGUAACAGAAAUUCUCGAAUAUUUCGAUACGUUAUAUUUCCGUAAAUGGAAAUAAAACAAUAACUUUCUCUUUUUUCCGCUACUCGCGAGAUAAAAGGCUUCUUUUUGAUUUUCCGGUUAGGAUUUCCACAGAAUCUUUUUGAAUUUAAUGAAUUUAAUAAAAUAGAGUUAACACUAUGUCAAUGUAGAGACUACCGACUUUUGUAUGAAUUUACCAUCCCCCGGUAUACGUACACAUAAUACAUAAUUGUGUAGGUAUUAUAGGUAUUAUAGGUAUUCAGAAACGUAUAUUUACAAAAAAAAUGAAAUACAGGAACAUCUUGCAGCCUAAGUUACUGUCCUGAUUUUUCUGUGCUUGGUUCGUUUAAGGAUGCUGAGAAAUUUUAUUGAAAUUGACUCAUAGAAAAAUACUUCACGUUAUCGCUGCCGAUGAAACGAAUGUCAAUGUUUAGCAGAAUUUAAUAAAACCCAUUGAACUGCAUAACAUAAUUUCUCCCGCAGGUUGUUCGAGGACAAUACUUAUAGAGGGACAUCCAGUCCCAAGUAUUACGACGAAUAUCCGUCGGGAACAGAAGAAAUUGGAGAGUACAAUGACGUGUUUAACGAAUUCCGUGUGUAUUGGAACGUGCCUACUUUCCAGUGUCAUAAGUAUGGGUAUAACUUCACCGAAGUAGCUGAAUGGGGCAUACAACACAACGCAGAUGACUCAUUCCGCGGCGACAAGAUUAGCCUUCUAUACGAUCCAGGUCUGUUCCCGGCCUUAUUGCAGGGAGGUAGUUCCUCGCGUGAUUACGUCGUCAGAAACGGUGGCGUACCUCAUGAGGGCAACCUUACCAAACAUCUGGAUCUGUUCGCCCAAGAACUGGUUAGCAGACUAAUUCCGGACCCGAAUUUCUCCGGUAAGCGGUCUUCUUAUCCGGAUAUAAUUUAAACAAAGAGGAUUAUCCAGAUAAAGAUUAAAAAUGUCUGUAAUGAAAAAUGUCUAGAGAUGUAUGCUUAAAAUAAUACAUUUUACAGCAUAAUAUUUCAUACAGCCCAUAAAUUUAAUUUAAUAAAUUUGAAGGGAUCUAUAAGGGUGUUCAAAACUAAAAACAAACCUACUUCUCCUGCAACAAUAUAAUAUGUAGAAAUCUAUAUUUAAAUACAACCUAACUAUUAUUACUUCUCUCUAUCUACAAAACAACACUAAUUCUUGAGUUUGAACUUAUUUGAAGCAGAGGAAAAAGAUAAAUACUUGUAUAUAACAGACACAUUACAAUCUCUCUUUUCGGGGGAAAUUCGAGAAAAAAAAUUGUAGACAAGGUAUGACAUAAUAAAGUGUUCAUUGGUAUUUGUAUUGAAUUUAAAAAAAACAACAACAAAAAACUAUUAAUUAUGUUUAGGGUUAGCUGUUAUUGAUUUCGAACACUGGCGUCCUAUAUAUGAUGAAAAUUUUGGUUCAUUAAUGAUGUACAAAGAUUAUUCUAUGGAUCUCGAAAAAUACAAUCAUCCCUUUUGGCAAAAACAAGAUCUCCAAAAAGAGGUAUCUAUGUCUCUAUAGUAUUUAUUAAUUAAGAAAUAUACUGUGUAAAUUCUAACCUUGAACUACUUCUAUACUAUUCUAUUCUAUCUAAUACCCACGGAGAAAACAAAUUAUAAGUGGUUAGGUGACCCUUUCUAUGAUUUAGACCGAUGUUUGAUUAACUUCAUAUAGAUUAGUAAUAAUUAACAUAAUAUUCGCGUUUUAUGUAAUUGACUGUACAAUUAACCAAUAACGAAGAGACUAUAAUCUACGUUAUGUGAUUGUCAGUGUUAAUUGAUUAAAUUAGAUUACCGACGAAAUAUAAACCUAGUACAAACAGUCCAACCUAUACCAAAAAUUAUUAUAAUUAUUGACUAAGUAAUAGUAUUAUUGAGGAGCGACUUGAGAGUAUGUUAAGGAAACAUAGCCGGUUUAGAAGUAAAUAAAAAUGAAAAUAAAUUUUAGAUUUUAAAUAGAGCGAAAAAGCUUAAUAUUGUUUUACAGUGAUGUUUUUUGUUUUUAUUAUUGUUUUUUUUAUCUGUGAACAACUUUUCUACCAGCAUCCAAUUUACAAUAAUAAAACUUUUUCCGAAAGGAAAUUUGACUAGGGAGGUACUUUAGAAGUCAUUUUUUGAUUUUCUUAGGAGUUUUCUAAAUAUAUUGGAAACACCGGAAUAAACGAAGGAAAAACGGGAGAACGGAAAAAUAGGUAGGUACAAUAUUAAACAAAUUUUAUUAAAAAUAAUAUUUAAUACAUAUGUAAUUAUUUUAUCAUAAUAUGACAUAUAUAUUGUUGGAAAAGCUACACUAUCAUCUGAACUCCACUAUAAGAAUCGUUUUUUCAUGCAUUGAUUUCAGCAAUGGUUAAUCGUUACUUACAUAUAUACAUUAAAUUCCCCCCUGUAUCCCUGUAUCUUCUCAACUUCCCACCUACAAGAAUGUUGCACUCUCGUUCGAAGUAUAUCCGUAUUUUUUUAUUAAACUGUGUAACUUUAAUAACUGACUGCAUUACAUCCUUAGACGCUCCUUCAAUUUCCCCAACAGCUACAAGUAUAUAAUCUAACUUUAAGUAGAAAUUUUCCAUAAGUUGUGUUUCACUUGCAAAUGUAUGUGUAUCAAAAACGUUGUGUGUCAUUUUUCCUAAAAAAAUUUACUCAAUGUUUUUCAGACAUUUUCUGUAACUAUUAUACUAGGUAAUGAAUUAAAUGCCGUCAUACCUACCUAAAACUAUGAUACUAUACUAUUAUCAUAACAAAAACAGGUACAUUACUUUGUCCUCCCCCUCAUAGGCGUGCACACAACUUCGGUGCAGGUACAAGUAAUAUUAGUAAUAUUGUUGGUACUUAUAUUGUAUUAAAUUUAUAUAAAUACCGGAGUAAUACAAAAAAUAAAAAAAUCAAAAUGAUAUUAAAAAAAUUAAUUUUUUGUCAAUAACAAUCCAAAUCUUAUCUAUCCUGACGCUGUAACAUUUAGGCGUAAAUCAAUAUUGAGUUACCAUCAUAUAUAAUAAAUAAACGUCUAUGACUACGGUCUUAUCAAUGAAAUAAUAUUAACUAAUGAAUAUAUAUUCUGUGUCUUAUAUUCACAGAUAUUUUACAAAAAAUGUCGUAUUAAAAAAAAGUUAGGAAACCAAGAUACAAGGAAUUAAAUAUUAAUACGGGUACGGCACAGACCAUAUCCAUAUCCAUGGGCCGUAUCCGUAUACGCAUUACGCAUAAGCUCCCCCUUCAAUUUGGUUUUUAAAAAAAUGUUUUCGUCAAUGGUUUGUAAACAAUUUUUAUCGUUUUGUAACAUUAUUAUAGUUUCGUUUGCAUAAAUGUGAUUACAUUUUUUAAAAAAAAUUUGAUAAGGGGAUAGGAAAAAUUUAAAAAUAUAAUUUAUACUCAUAUUUAGUUUAAUAUUAUUAUUUUAACUUGUAGGUAGGCGAUCAUCAAAAAUCAAUAAAUAUACGGAUAAUUAACAGAAUUUAUUUAUUAUAAUAGAUGUACCUUUGUUUACACCGAAAAUAUUAUAAUAUCACAAUUUUUAAAACAUAGGUUGUUUGCAGACAUAUAAUAAAAUAUGAGAAUUUUAGCUUGGUUACAUUUGACAAAUAUUACCCGUUAAUUAUAAAACAGCAUGAAAUAUUUUGUACCAACGCGUUAUCAGACUGAUAAGUAAUUAGAACUACAGGAAUUACAUUUCUCGUAAAAAUAAUUAUAAUAAUAUGUGUUAAAAAAAAAAAAUCAAAUCAAAUAAUAUUGAUUUGUUAAGCUCAAUAUUUGUUAAUGUUAAUAUUAAUAUUAUAAUGUAUGAUAUUUUUCUUAUAACGUGUGGACUGACUUAUCAAUAUAUUUUGGGUACCUACAGAAUACCUCUACUUGCUCAAUACAUGUUUUUUUACAAAUGUAAUGGAGAAAAUAUUCUCAGUAUAUUUAGGUUAUAUACAAUCUAAAAGAAAUUUAAAAUAACUCAAAUAAAUCACAGAGUAAUAAAUUAAAUAAAUAAAUAAAUAAUAUUAGAAAAUGCAAAACAUAAUUCCAUACAUUAUUAUCUUUUAUGUACAUAUACAGGAUGUAACACGAAAUUAAAUAACUUUUGUUCCGUUUAAUAUUAAUAAAUUUUGUUUACUUAUUAUAAUUUCUUGUCCUAUAAAUUCCUAUAUCUAAUAUAUUUAUACAACUAAAAAUAAAAAUAAAAAUUAUUUAAAAAUUAUUUCUACAAAAUCCAAGAUUUGAUUAUAUUUAUAAUAUUUAUAUAUUUUAAAACAAAAUGUUCGUAUUAUAAAUGUUUACUAGUGAUGAAUCGUUAAGUUUCUACAAUUUAAUGAAAGUUAAUCAUUUAUCAUCAUGCAAUUUUUUGGUAAUUGAUAAUUGAAACCAUAAACAAAAAAUAAAAUACACACAAAUUGUGUUAUUCAUCUAAAAUUGCUGCUUGCAAACUGGACAUUUUUUUUUUUGUGAAAUAUAAUUCGAUAGUAUUGUUACACCUGUACAAAUGAAGUAUAAAAAUAUCUACACCCGAGAAAAAAAUACUUUUUUUGGGCCAUCCUAAUGUUGAUAAUGGUAUGAUGAGUUUAUUUUAUAUAUUUUAUUAUGUGUCUGUAAACAACCUUUAUUUUAAAAAUCAUGCUAUUAUAACAACAGGUGUAAACAAGUAUAUUAUAAUAAGUAUAGUCUGUUAACUAUACGUGUAUUUAAUUGUUUGUUAUGAUCAUUAAUGACCUAAAUACCUAUAAGUGAAAAUAAUAAUAUCAAAAUAAAUUUGUGUACAAAAUUAUAUUUUUAAAUUUCUUUUGUCCCUUAUCAAAUUUUGUUUUCAGAAUUGCAACCAAAUCUAUACAAACGAAACUAAUAACGUUGCAAAACGAUACAAAUCAACUAUAAACAAAUGGUGAAAAUAUUUUUUAAAAAAACCAAAUGGGAAAGACCAGGGAAAUAUACCUGAAAAAACGCUUCCUCAAACUCCGUGUAAAAAAUGACUAAGUAAAAAAAAUAUAUAUAUUUAUAAUAUAAAAGAUCAGUAAAAAUGACUAUAAGAUUUGUUUUAUAUAUAUUUUUUUCUUUUUGUUUUUUUUUUUUAGGCAUCAAGAAAAUUUGAAAAAUCGGCUUCACAAUUUCUUAUACGAACGCUACAAAUCGCAAGAUCGCUGAGACCAUACGCAUCUUGGGGAUACUACGGAUAUCCGUUUUGUUUCAACUAUACGCCCAAAAACAACCGAGCGAAAUGUUCGGAAAACGUAAUGAAAAAUAACGAAAAGUAAUACAUACAAAUAUUAAAUAGUACAGGUAUUCAUAAUAAUAUUGCGAAAUGAUUAAAUAUAUUACGAGUUUGUUAAAAAAUGAUAUUAAUAAUAUGAUAACAGACAUUAGUGAAAAAUUUGUGACAUUACAUAGGGAAAAGCGCUUUGUUAAAACAGAUACAUUUUUUUUUCAACAACGAACAAAAACACGACGGUUAUUUGAGAUUUUCACGGUGACGUUUUUUAUCUUUGGUAUCUAUUAAAACACGGUAAAUUGGUCGAAAUUAUAUUUGAAUAACUAUAAUACUUGGUAUAUAAAUUAUAUAACCAUCAGUUUUAAUCUAUAUACUUAUAUAUAUAUAAAAUUGAAGAGUUGUCUGCUUGUCCUCGGGCCGAUCUCAGAAACUACUGAACCGAUUUUGACGGUAUUUUCACGGGCAAGGAGUAAUCAAGACUACUUUUAUCUCGGAAAUAUUUGUUUCCGUGAAAAAUAAUUGAAAUUAAAGAUAUGCCUAUAAUAGCUGUAAAUUAUUUGGACUCUAUUGUCACCGUAGCACGUUGUCGCCGUAGUCCAUAAAGCUGUAGUCGUGCAGUUGCUAUCCCCAGUACGCAUGCGCAUUUACAAUGCGCUUGUCUAUUCAUGAAACACAGUAUGUGAGCAUUCUUAUCAAUUUUUAUGUUUUGAUAUUAUUCUGAUCGAAAUUAAUUUACGCCGAUUUUUUUUACAAUACUUUUUGUCGAAAUAUUUAAAUUCUCUCAGAAAUUAAUCUUUGAAAUUAAUAAUAAUAUAGUCCUGUGUUACUAUUACUACUAUUGUACUACUAAAAUGCCUUUACUGUGCAAUUUGUGAACUGUGACUUACGUGUUUUAUGAAUAGACAGCCGAAUGCUUUGUAAUAAUUUCUCGUUGUCCCUAUAAUUACACAAAUCGUGUUUGAAUAAAGCGUCGUUGUGACCGUUUAUUAUUUAUCUAUAAAAGGAAGUGUGUUUGAUAAAAUUGAAAAUUUUCAUACCUUUGCGUGCGAUAGAUUCGGACGUAGAUCGCGCAAAGCCGUGCGAGACAUCUAUAUAGUUAUAAAUAAUUAUUAUGGUAUACUUAUUCGAAUGUAUAAUAGAAUCGAGCUGAUAUGGUAAAAUAGUUUUUACUUUUAUAAUCGGUAAUAGUGUUAUUAUCCUUAUGGUUACUAUAAUAAUUAUCAUUUAUUAUUAGGCAUAAUACCCAUAUAUAGUCGUUAAGUUUUAAACGUUAAUAAUUAUUCGUCUGAUGACUUUAUUGUGAUGCCAGUAUAUCACCACAACUUGCGUGUCUUUGUACUAUUAAAAAUGGAUAUUACAGUAAUGUAUUAUUGUAAGUAUAUGUACACGCUACACCGUUUGUGUAUUUUUGUUUUCUUUGGAAAGCAGGUAAUUAAAAAAAAAAAAAGUAUGAUAUAAACGAUCUACGAUAAUUUCCAACUCGUAAUAAUAUAAAACGUAAACCGUAAUUAUUAAGCUGGCUAUACCUAAAUGGACAUCCGCGAAUAGAAAACGGUAAACUCAAGUAAAAUUUACAAGUAGGUAUACCUACCAACAAUCCCGUACAUAUAUAUAUACUUACUCCGUUAUUUUGAAAAUCUAAACGAACCGUAAAAAAACUAUAGCUACGGUGCACAUACGUUUAAACGACUGUUUAUUAUUAAUAUAAUAUACUUACACGCAUGUGAAAUUUCUCCCGUUAUAUUAUUAUAUUGACUUCAAACUUUACCAAUAUUUUGGAACUUAUUUUGUACUAUUUGGAACAUAGUUUUCUGAAUUUGGAACUUCAUAAUUUUCUUGGAAAAUCAAACUAUAGAUGAAUAAUUUCAACAUUCGUGAAGUGUACAAAUUAUUUAUAUUUCUGCACCAGACCAUGUUAUUGAUGAAGGUUUUAGGUAGAUAAUUUGACUUUCCGAAAAAAGUUUGAUGGUCCAAAUCCAGCAAACUAGGUUCCAAAAUAUUGAUAAAGGUUUGAAGUCAAUAUAAUAUUGACGGGGGCGGAGGGGGGCGCAACUUUACACACAUUACACCUAUAGGUAUUUUAGGGAUUGAUAAUAAUUGUAUAUUAGUGCCUACUUCGUAAUAAUGAUUUUACUUAUUUGAAUCGGAUAACAAUAUUAUAAUUACGUGUCGAAACAUUGGAAAACAAAACAAUUACGUUCGAAUAUAAUAUUUGAAAUUGAAAAAUAAUUACACAUUUUAUUAUCCUGCUACUUUCUGUUCUGACUAUUGAUAUUUUAUAUUUUUCGUGCUCCAUACGAAUAGUCAUAUAAAUUAAAUUGUUUAAAUGUGUUAUUCGUCCGACCCUCAAAUUUUUGUAUAAAAUGUUUGACUUUUUUUUUAUCCAACAUAAUUCGUACCAAAACACACAACCCAAACACGAUCAAGUAUUACAUACGACGUGUGACAUUUUGUUUACUCGUUUAGAACAUCAACGUCUCGCAGUGUUUGUAUAUAAAGUCAAAUCGAGCUGUUGUUGUACCUACGCGUUUUACUCGGCAAUAAUAUUAUGAUUGUUGUUGUUUUGUUUUAAUUUUUUCAAUACAGAUCGAAAUGGCUGUUCGACGAGAGUACGGCGAUUUAUCCGUCUCUUUAUUUCAAAUAUGAAAACAUGAAUUCGGACAAGAGGGCUAAAUUCAUGCAAGGCAGAAUGGAGGAAUCGAUGCGCGUGAUGCAAAUGUGCAACUCGCGAAAAGUCGUGUACCCAUACACGUGGAUCAAAUAUUACGAUACGAAAGAAUUCGUGGACAAGGUAAAUAAUAUAAAUUUUAUGAAUAAUAAUUUAAUGGGCGCGGGAGAAUUAGGGUGUUGUUCCGGUUUUGAAAAUGGUUCAGCGGAGCAAAACUUCUCUAUACAGUUGUGCAUGAACUAUUAUAAAAUAUGUACGCAAUACAUAUUAUAUACCUAGGACAUAGAUAUAAUACAUUUUUAUCGCGAGAAAUUUAUCUGCGGUUUUAUUAAAACGAUUAAAAACUGAGAUAAAGUCGGAAAUAAAUAUUAUUUCAUAAAAAAAAAAAAAAAACUGUAAAAAAUUAUCGUUUACAUAAGAACAAAACACGCGUGUUAUGUUAUAAUAAUAUAAUGCAUUUAAUCCGUUCACGCCGAGUGUUAGGUUACGUUUUGUGAUUUCACUACUUAGCAUUUCGAAAUUAUUUUUUAAAAGAAAAUUUUAUAUAUUAUAUUUGUAAGAGAAAAAACACAUUUUACAUUCGAAGUGUAACUCAGUAUAGCUCUAUUGUUUUGAUAAACCGAUUGCCGUCUAAUCGCAUAAAAAAUAAUAAUAAUAAUUAACUAACAAAACCAUCAUAGCAUUAUAUUUAUUCAUUCGGCAGCUGCUAUCGGCCGAACAUUUAUUUUCUGUUUCGAAAUCGAAGCGCGUAGAACGCAAUUCUGCGAUUACGAGGCUAACAAUAAUUUUACACUGCUCGUUUUAACAAAAAAAAAAAACUGAAAAAGUCCAUAAUUCAAUUAUACGAGACCGUGCGUAUAGAAAUUUGAAUUUGGAAAUCCGGCUUCGAGACGUUGUGGGACCACUCCAGUUUGUCCGCUGCGUGUACUACAUAAUAUUAUGUUUUCCCAAACUAGUGUAUCGCCGCAUAUGGCUGUCUGAGGGUUUUAACUUUUGUUUUUGUGAAAAACUGUUGAUAAUCUAAACAUUAGUUGAAAAAUAUGCAUCUUGACAUAACGAAAAAAUGUCGAUGCGUUUUUAUAAAUCUAAAAGUGGUUAUAUAAGUAUUAAAAUAACACACACGCACACACACAUACAGAAUUCUCGAACUGAAAUCGACUUAGAAAUUUUGCAUAGAGAUUAUCGAAAAGGUAAUUUUGUUUAGUACAAUGAAGAACAAAGAUAUUAAUUGAAGAUGCGUUUUUUUUUCCUUCAAACACUUUUACCAUAGUUAGUAAAACGACUAUGACUUUUUCACGCCGUCAAAAGAUGCAGAUUUUCCCGGGGUUUAGACUUCUUUAGAGAGUGAUAUAUCACCCACAUCACCCACUUUGAUAACGCCACUGAACCUUAAAUGUUACAGAUUUAGGAAUAAAUCUCAAAUAAAUAUUUGUUUUCAUUUUUUUAGAGCCUAUUAGCAUUACCUAGGAAACAUUACGAGGAAGUUGACUUUUUAAUCUCUCAAAAAUAGUUUAGUAAUGGUCAAGUAUUUUUCACAGUUUUAAAAUUGUUAUUUAUUUUGAUCCAUAUGGUGUUUAUAUUUUACAUAUUAUUUACUUUUAUUUUGAUACGAUUAUUUAAUAUUUUUACCAGUGAUGUCGGACUAAAUAUGGAUAAAUACUUUACAACAUCUUUACCGAAUUAAUAUAUUAAAAAUCAUGAAUAAUUUCCAAAUCAGCUAUCUAGUGUUUUAUGUUUCUGUAAACUCAGAAGCUGAUCGUAUAUAAAGACAGUUUAUCGUUUCCAAAAAUGUUUUUCUAGUCUCGUUCCCAGUCACAACAAUUAGUAUACAAUCAUGAAAUGGUAACUUUUUAAAAAAAAAUUUUUUACCCGCACUUACAGGCUGAUCUGAUGAACUCGUUCACUAUACCAAAGGACAACGACGCGGCCGGAGUGAUCAUCUGGGGAGCGUCUAACGACGUGAACACCGAGAGGAAAUGUAAAGCGAUGCACAACUAUCUGACCGGCGUGCUCGGGCCCACGUUGAAAACGUUUUACAAGAACAACCGGAAAGCCGCAAAGAUAAAGAAAGAAAAAGCCAUCGCAACCGUUGCUGCCGACAGCGUAUUCGAUUACUUCGCGUAUUGACGCCGCUACACCGAACCCGCACCAAUUAUUUGUCGUUAUAAUAAUGAUAAGAAUGAUAUCGCCGAGAUGUUAUUAUAUCUAUUAUUGUGUUUACCGCCCUGAGUUACCUAUAUCGUAGAAUAUGUGUGUAUUAACGAUUGCAUCAUAUUAUUACUAUAGUCCUGUUAUGUACAUAUUAUUAUUAUAAUAAAUUAUUAUGAAAUAUUAUA
Molecule: messenger RNA, 19997 nt
Organism: Cinara cedri
Lineage: Eukaryota; Metazoa; Arthropoda; Insecta; Hemiptera; Aphididae
Source: the annotation of a GenBank genome assembly